UUCGUUAUAUAUAUGACUGCUUAGCCCGGUGUCGCAUUAUUUGGUACGUCGAGUCAUCAAUAUCGAGCUGUGUACAUUCCAAAUAACUUAAAGUUAAUAACUCAUUUCCAUUAAAUCGAAAUCCCGUUUUUAACCGAACAAAUAUCACCAUUCUACUUGAAAGUGUGGUCUCUGAGGCAAAUAACAAUUCCAGUGUAUUCCGAGGAAGCAAAAUGGCCGCGGCCGACUCAUCAGCGGACGACAGUCUUUAUCCAAUUGCAGUUUUAAUCGAUGAAUUGAAGAAUGAAGACGUUCAGCUACGACUAAAUUCAAUCAAGAAGCUGUCUACAAUUGCCUUGGCUCUGGGGGCUGAUCGGACCAGGAGUGAGCUGAUGCCCUUUCUCACAGAGACGAUUUAUGACGAAGAUGAGGUUCUCUUGGCACUUGCUGAGCAAUUGGGCUCAUUUACGCCUCUGGUCGGAGGUCCUGAGCAUGUUCACUGUCUUCUACCACCUCUUGAGACUCUGGCAGCAGUCGAGGAAACUGUCGUGAGAGACAAAGCUGUGGAGUCCUUGAGGAAUAUCGCUGGACAACACAAUCCUUCAUAUUUGGAGGAGCAUUUCGUACCUUUGGUACAGAGAUUGGCUGCUGGGGACUGGUUCACAUCAAGAACUUCGGCCUGUGGAUUGAUCAGCGUCUGUUAUCCCCGGGUCAGUCCAGCGACGAAAGCAGAACUACGAAACCAUUUUCGAAAUCUCUGUCAAGAUGACACUCCCAUGGUUAGAAGAUCCGCUGCUUCUAAGCUGGGGGAAUUUGCCAAGGUCGUGGAGAUCGAAUAUUUAAAAUCGGAUUUGAUACCCAUGUUUGUUAUCCUGGCGCAAGACGAACAGGAUUCUGUUCGGCUAUUGGCAGUUGAUGCUUGUGUCAGCAUUGCUACUCUACUCCAGCAGGAAGACGUCGAACAACUUGUGAUGCCCACUUUACGCCAGUGCGCCGCAGAUCAGUCCUGGAGAGUUCGGUAUAUGGUUGCUGACAAAUUCACAGAUCUACAGAAAGCCGUAGGUCCAGAAAUAACGAAGACGGAUCUUGUUCCGGCGUUCCAAGUGCUUUUGAAAGAUACGGAAGCCGAAGUGAGGGCCGCUGCAGCUGAUAAAGUUCGUGACUUUUGCCAAAAUUUGGACCAGUUUAGUCAAGAGAAUAUUAUCAUGACUAAUAUACUGCCAUACGUCAAGGAACUCGUUGCUGACCCCAAUCAACAUGUCAAAUCUGCAUUGGCCAGUGUCAUCAUGGGAUUGAGCCCAAUUCUUGGAAAGCACAACACAAUUGAACACCUGUUGCCACUAUUUCUUCUGCAACUUAAAGACGAGUGUCCAGAAGUUCGUUUAAACAUCAUCAGUAAUUUGGAUUGUGUAAAUGAAGUUAUUGGUAUUCAACAACUUUCACAAUCACUUUUACCUGCAAUUGUGGAGCUGGCUGAGGAUUCAAAGUGGCGAGUACGAUUAGCAAUCAUUGAAUACAUGCCUCUAUUAGCAGGUCAACUUGGUGUAGAAUUCUUCGAUGAAAAACUUAAUUCUCUCUCAAUGAACUGGUUAGUGGAUCACGUUUACGCAAUACGAGAAGCCGCCACUUUAAAUUUGAAGAAGUUAGUUGAAAAAUUCGGACCGGAGUGGGCACAGAACACCAUAAUCCCAAAAGUUCUCAACAUGUCCAGGGAUCAAAAUUAUCUUCACAGGAUGACUUGUUUAUUCUGUAUCAACGUCCUAGCCGAGGUUUGUGGGCCUGAAAUAACAACAAAAGUAAUGCUUCCCACUGUUCUUGCAAUGGCAAAUGACAAUGUGGCUAACGUAAGGUUUAACGUCGCUAAAACUCUUCAGCGUAUUGGACCUUAUCUGGAACCAAGCUCAGUGCAAACACAAGUAAAACCCGUACUCGAUAAAUUAAAUACUGACGCUGACGUUGAUGUUAAGUAUUUCGCUUCCGAGGCUAUUGCCGGAAUUGCAGGUUAAUGGUGUUUCCGAUGGCAUUUAUUCCCGAAUGAUGAAAUGAUAUAUCGUAAAAAUAAAACGAAGAGAAAAAACACGAAAUGUUAAAUGUGAAGAAAACACUAAAAAUCAGAGAAGAAUUUGAUCACGAGGCAAAUGCAUUACAGUUAAUAACGGUUGGUCUUUUCACGAUAUCCACUUGGCAAAAGUUAAAAAUAAGCACUUGAAAAAUUACUUUUGACAAACUAUCAAAAAUAAGGAAUAAUUAAUAAAAAAAUACAUGACUAACAUAAAGUGCCCACAAUGAAAAAAAGAGUAGUCAUUUAGGAUUAGUCGUUUGCGUUAACCAAUAUUUCAAAAGAAAGAAGAAAGGACAAAAAAUUACUUUGUUAUAAUCUGUAUAUCUCUAACAUUAUACCAAGUAUUGAUUUUAGUGAUGUUCAGCGAAGAUCCUAUAUCUUCGUAUAAUAAUUAGCCGUCUCUAAUCGUUAAGGGAUUUAUUACGAGAAUGGCCUGCGAUCAUUCCCCAUCAUCUUGCUUGACUUGUAACGAAAAAAAGUUUGGAUGUUAACAUUAACAAAAUUGGUAAUUGUCAAAUUUUUCUGUAAAAAAAAAUAAAUAAAAUUUCUUCUUUGCGUAAAA
Messenger RNA from Fopius arisanus, 2603 nucleotides. RefSeq names its product Protein phosphatase PP2A regulatory subunit A (gene Pp2A-29B). Lineage: Eukaryota; Metazoa; Arthropoda; Insecta; Hymenoptera; Braconidae. Gene Ontology annotation, biological process: protein dephosphorylation. Gene Ontology annotation, molecular function: protein binding; protein phosphatase regulator activity. The transcript has 8 exons. The record is from RefSeq and is a predicted model, not a curated record. Gene Ontology annotation, cellular component: cytoplasm; protein phosphatase type 2A complex. The coding region runs from base 213 to 1985 and encodes 590 amino acids.